AUGAAGAUUUCAACUUCUCUCGCGCUUGCGGCGGCAGCCUCGUCCGUCUCUGCCCACACCAUCUUCCUCAGUGUCAACGGCGGCAAAGUAGGAGACGGAGUCCGCGUCCCCACCUACGACGGCCCCGUCUACGACGUAACCACAAACUCGAUAGCCUGCAAUGGCCCACCCAACGACACCCCGGCCAAAACCGACACGGUCAUCACCCUGCAAGCCGGAUCCAAAGCAACCCUCACGUGGCGCCACACACUGACGUCUGGCCCCAACGACGUGAUUGAUGCCUCGCACAAGGGCCCGGUCAUGGCCUACAUGAAGAAAGUCAGCGACGCCAAGACGGACACGGGCAUCGGCGGUGGCUGGUUCAAAAUCUCCCAAGACGCAUUCGACGGCACAAAAUGGGGUGUCGAUCGCUUGAUUGCCAACCACGGCAAUCAAACCGUCACCAUCCCUGCUUGUAUUGCGCCCGGCCAGUAUCUUCUGAGGGCCGAGCUGAUUGCGCUGCACGCUGCCAGCCAGUCGUUGGGCGCGCAGUUCUACAUGGAAUGUGCGCAAAUCAACGUUGUAGGUGCCUCGGCAGACAAGACACCAUCAACCGUCUCGUUCCCAGGCGCGUACAAGCAGAAUGAUGCGGGUAUCCUGUACAACCUGUAUGCGGGCAGCAAGACAUACACGGCGCCUGGGCCGGCGGUAUUUACGUGCUAGCGUGUUGGCGAG
Molecule: messenger RNA, 714 nt
Organism: Exserohilum turcica Et28A
Lineage: Eukaryota; Fungi; Ascomycota; Dothideomycetes; Pleosporales; Pleosporaceae
Product: glycoside hydrolase family 61 protein
Exons: 3
Coding region: 1-702 (233 amino acids)
Source: RefSeq, a predicted model, not a curated record